GCCAAAAAAAUCUGCCAAUCACCGCCUCUUAGAUUGAGAAUGUUACUCGUUCCGAAAUGUUUAGCUUCCAUGGCUACCACGAAUUCCCUCUUCCUCUUACGAGGUCCGCUGUCGUUCCGAGCUUUGGGUGUGGUCGGGUCGUCAAAGGGUCGUCUUCCACAGUGUCCCAAACUCUUUUAUCCUGCACUUCACUGCCGGAGGUCUUAUGUAAUUGCUGCAACUGAUGAAGAAGCUUCUGCCUCCCUUUCUGUUGUGACUGCCGAUAGUAGAGCCUCGACAAUCUUCGAUAAAAUCAUUGCUAAGGAGAUACCUUCAACCACAGUGUAUGAGGAUGAAAAGGUUCUUGCUUUUCGGGAUAUCAAUCCACAAGCUCCAGUUCAUGUUCUAAUUAUUCCAAAGUUAAGGGAUGGGUUAUCACGGCUCAGUAAGGCUGAAGAAAAGCACACAGAGAUCUUAGGACAUCUUCUCUAUGUUGCCAAAGUUGUAGCAGACAAGGAAGGAAUUUUGGAUGGCUUUCGGGUUGUUAUUAAUGACGGGCCUCAAGGAUGUCAAUCUGUUUACCAUCUUCACUUGCACGUACUGGGCGGGAGACAGAUGAAGUGGCCUCCGGGCUAAGAUUCUAAGAUCUGAUACAAGAAUAGUUCAUAUGUUAUGUUUGUAUCCUCUUACUCUUCUUUUCUCCAUGUUCAUCACCAAACUAUGAUUUGCCCUAUUGAAUUUUCACAAUGUAACAUGGAUCAUCAAACUGUCAUGCAUUUCUAUAACACAGGCUAACCUAAUGUUUCAUUUUCAUAUUUGCGCUUUGAACUGAAAGCUUAACCAUGAGCAGCUAAAAACCAAUCCAGCAUGUGUUGCAAACUUGCAACCUAGAUAGUCAGGGACACAUUGGAGUAGUACUCUGUGAUCCAGUGCAUUAGUGGUCAAAUUAAGGUAUCUGUCUUUUCUUUUCCCACUUUGAAAUCACGGGGGAGCAUGAAGACGUUGACUAGGAAAUAUUUGUGCAACAAAUUUGAAAUAGUUAGAGGAUAAUGAAUUCAUGACAAUUGUCAAUGUGGUCUAUGCUUUCAAUUUUGCUAGAGUGCAUCCAUAGUUUUUCAAGCUUUUCUGAAUAAAAUCCGUCAUCAGUUUCCUUCCCAUAGUCAUCAACACCAUGGUCAAAAGUGUAAUUUCUACCUUUUUUCAGCAUUCACAAUAUGUUGUCCUCUUAUCCUUGGAUUAGAUCUCUCUAGUUUUGCCAAUCUCACCUAGUCACCUUUUCAAUAAUCAGUGCAGCCACAAUAGGAUGCUUCAAAUUCAUAGUGAAAUGUUCUUCAAACAAGUAUAUCCCUCGUUCAUUAUAUUCAACUUGAACUCCCCCACAAUGAUUUAAACAGCUUAGCUUGCACAGUUAUAAGGUGUUGCGCACACACCAUUAUAGAGUUUUCUCCCUUGGCCAAUCUGGGGUUUGAUAGGUUUCACGGCUACUUGCAUGCUUUUCUAGUUUUCUGUCUCAAUUUCACAGUUAGAAAGCAGCAUUGCAUAUAGAAGGGUUAUGUUGGACGUCAUAUUAUUCUUAACAGGUGAAGUUCUUAUUCUUCCGAGAUAACCAUGGCUGUCUUUGGCUGACUUAUGGCGCUUGGUGAGAGGCAUUAGUUAAUACAGAGUACUAAAACCCUUAGAAAUCACAGUUUUCAAUGCAGAUAUAUUACCAGACCGGCAUUAAACUUGUCAUUAGUUAAUACGGAGUACUAAAAACCUUAGAAAUCACGGUUUUUAAUGCAGAUAUAUUACCAGACCGGCAUCAAACUUGUCAUGGGCUCAUGGCGGACUGUACAUGGUUGUUUGGCUGUAACCUUCUGAUUUGGCAUUUUUGGGCCCUUUAGAACGCCUAUAGGUUCCUUUAUCACGGGCAGAGUUUCGAGUCCAUGUUCAUAACUUAUGAGUGAAAGGUAGGUAUAUACUACCUCCUCAUUUUAUGCGUAUUGUUUUGGUUUGACACAAUUAUUAUCAAGUGUUUCAAAGUGUAAAAGUUAUGGUUGAAAUUUGAGUAUAAUAAAGUGGAAUGAUAUGGAUUGCAU
This is a messenger RNA of Cuscuta europaea, 2057 nucleotides long. Lineage: Eukaryota; Viridiplantae; Streptophyta; Magnoliopsida; Solanales; Convolvulaceae. The record is from the annotation of a GenBank genome assembly.